This is a messenger RNA of Brassicogethes aeneus, 1022 nucleotides long. NCBI's taxonomy places the organism in Eukaryota, Metazoa, Arthropoda, Insecta, Coleoptera, Nitidulidae. The record is from the annotation of a GenBank genome assembly.
CUGGAUUGCAUACCUAACAUAACCUCAAAUUGAUCUUGUAAAUAAAACUUUUAAAUAGUGAGAAAAACGGCAAAUAACGAUAAAAAUGUAAUGUAAAAAUUAUGUUUACAAGAAAAGAAGUUUUAGAACGUAAAACUGGUGAAGACGGUAUUGGAAGAUACGAUUUUUUGAAGCAAUUAAUAAAUGAAUUUGCAACAACAAAAUCAUUUUUAGAAUCUAAAAAGCAGACCUUAGCAAAUUUGUCAAAUUUUGCCUAUGAUCCUAUAAAUUUUGUAUUUUUUAAACAACUUCAUAUCCUUGACCUAUUUUUGGCUCAAUUAUCGGAAAAUAGUGAAGAUUUAAUAAACUUUUCUUUGGCUGGACUGUGUAAUUUAGCUUCAGAUCCGGAAAAUAAAGAAUACAUUAUUUCUUUGAACGGAGUUUACCUUAUAUCUCAAUAUUUAAGUCAUCAAAACAUAGAAAUCAAACUAAACAGUUUGACAACACUUUAUUAUAUCCUCGAAACACAACCACAUCUAGUCACCCAGGACAUUUUAAACGAAUCAGAAUCCUUUAAAUCAAGUGAUGAUCCUAGGUUGUCAAAUUUGGGGACAGUUUUUUUGGAGAAAUACAAACAUGAGGUUUCUUACAGUAGUCAGGGGGUUUAGUGAAAUUGCUUUGAAGGAUUUUAAAGUUGGUAGUAAGGUUUUUGCCACUAGGAAAAUCACUAGGAAGGAUUUGGAGGAUUUUGCAAGGAUAAGUGGGGAUUUUAAUACUGUGCAUAUGAAUGAGGGGGUUGUUCAUGGGGCUUUUUUGAACUCCAUAGUUUCAGGUGUAAUAGGGACUAAACUUCCAGGACCAGGCUGCCUAGUGGUCCAACAAACACUAAAUUUCCCCAAAAAAUGUUUCAUAAAUGAAGAAAUAAAAGUAACAGUAGAAUUGGAAGAAAUAAGAAAAAUAUGGAAAGUUAGCUUUAACUGUAAAGUCGAGGACAAAACUGUGUUAUUUGGAGAUGCCAAAUUAGUUUUUAUUAAAUAAAAAAA